GUGUGUUUUCCAGAUUGACAGCUGACGUCGCACGUGGGAAACAAAACCAUUUUCUAGAUUCCAAGAGCAAACAUAGAUCAUAUUUAUUUGUGUCUGUGCAAGCAACUCGAAGAGCAAUAUGGGUAUCCUAGAGAAGAUAUCAGAAAUUGAGAAGGAAAUUGCCCGGACUCAGAAAAACAAAGCCACUGAGUACCAUCUCGGUCUGCUGAAAGCCAAACUUGCCAAGUACAGACAGCAGCUGUUGGAGCCACAAGGGAAGACUGGAGCUAAGGGAGAAGGUUUUGAUGUAAUGAAAUCUGGUGAUGCCCGUGUGGCUCUUAUAGGUUUUCCAUCUGUUGGCAAGUCCACCCUGCUGAAUACCUUGACCUCCACCCACAGUGAAUCGGCCAACUACGAGUUCACCACUCUCACCUGUAUCCCUGGUGUCAUAGAGUACAAUGGUGCCAACAUUCAGCUGCUCGAUCUGCCUGGAAUCAUAGAGGGUGCUGCACAAGGCAAGGGUCGAGGUCGGCAGGUUAUUGCCGCGGCCCGCUUGACAGCUGAUCUGGUGGUCAUGAUGCUGGAUGCAACAAAGAGGGAGUACCAGAGAGAACUUUUGGAGAAAGAAUUGGAGAGUGUUGGCAUUCGAUUAAACAAAGGCAAACCCAAUAUAUAUUUUAAGCCAAAGAAGGGCGGUGGUAUGUCUUUCAACUCGAUGGUGUCGAUGACAAAGUGUAAUGAGAAGUUGGUCUCAAUGAUUCUCCAUGAAUACAAAAUAUUUAACUGUGAAGUCCUGUUCCGUGAUGACUGCACAUCAGAUGAGUUUGUGGACGUUAUCUUGGGCAACCGAGUCUACCUGCCAUGUUUAUAUGUAUACAACAAGAUUGAUCAGAUCUCUAUAGAGGAGGUAGACAGGCUUGCCAGGCAGCCCAACUUCGCUUUCUGUAAUAUGAAGCUGAACUUGGACUACCUCCUGGAGAUGACAUGGUAUUUCCUGGCUCUCAUCAGGGUCUAUACAAAGAAGAGGGGAGAGAAACCUGACUUUGAUGGUGGACUGGUUUUACGUCGAGGCUGCUCAGUAGAACAUGUGUGUCAUGCAGUUCACAGAAGUAUAACAGAGGUGUUCAAAUAUGCUCUUGUUUGGGGCACCAGCGUGAAAUACAGUCCUCAGAGGGUUGGGUUGAGUCACAUCAUGAAUCAUGAAGAUGUCAUACAAAUUGUCAAAAAGUAGAAACUGUUUCUGUUUUAACAAAUCCAUUUGUAAUGUAUAUUAUGUACAGUGUAAAUAAUCCAUGUAUAUUGGUUACUCAGUGUUAUAACUACGGCAAUGAUCUGGAACAUUAUUGUCUUUUCCCUAUGUAAAUUUGAGUUAAAUAGAUAGAACUAUCAAAGCUGUUAUAAGGUUUAAUGACAAAGUAUAAUGCAUUGUUGUUUAGAAAAUAGUAUUUUCCACUUGAUUGUUACAUUUAUUGAUAGAAGAAAUGUGAGAAAAUACACCUGAAAAAUGUACACACUGUAUUGAUGGCAUGGAUGUCCGAGUAAGCUAACGGUUGCAAUUUACUGUGCAGAGUUGCUUCCCUUAGAUGUGUCCCCUGUCAAGCUGUAAUGCCUUAUCAUAACAGAAAUACUGUUCAAAGCAGUAUUAAAUUGCCAUUUAAGCCAAUCCUCUAACUUGUGUCCAUAUGAAAUAGUGAACAUUUUAAGUAAAUGUAUCUCAUAUUUGAAAUUAGUACUCAACACUUAUCACCUGUAUGUAAUUAAAAAAUGAGAAAAGAUAUCUUCUGCCUUAUUAUAAAAAACAUGCAAAAUAUUCUAUUAGUUACUGGUUACAAGUCAUUACAUGUUGUCAUAGUUUGCUUUGAUAUUCAUAUCCUGUUUGAUAUUAACAUGCCCUGAAAGAGACAAUAUUACUUGACCUAUUGACCUAUUUUUUAAUCCUUUUCUACAUUUUCUUAUUCACUUGACUAAACAUAUCUACCAGCUCAUAAGUACGGAAGUGGAUUAAGAAUGACAAAUACCUAGAGAACAGUGGCUUGUAUCUCUACAAAAUGAAAACAGAACUGUUUGCAUUAUACUUUACAUUAUAAAAUGCAAAGAGUAUUAUAAAUUGCUGAGAAAAGUCAUUAUUUUUCAUUUUUGUCAUUUAAUGUAAGUCAUUUAUCAUUUGACAUGAAUAACUUUUCUCAUUUUCGAAGAAAUAUUCAGAACUACCACGAUCCUGAACAGUUUCUCAGAGAAAAUAAUUCUAAUUCUAAGAUACAUAAUUAAUAUCUUGGUGGUGUUUAAUUUUAAAAUGAAAUAUAUGUCGUGUUAAAUGAGGCAAGUCCACAUUUUCAGGUACAGUAUAUUAGUGAGAAAUUUUCCAAAUAUGUUGGUAAGGCAUGUCAACAUGUGUGACAAGAGUUAUCUCCCUUUAAUCCAAAACUCACAAACAUGGCUUCAUGUGAAGACAUUGGAAUACAUGGUAGACAGUAUGAAGAUAUUUAAUUCAUUUUAUUUUGUCUCUUUUCCCACCCCAUCCCCCAACACCAAACAUAUCCAGUAAUUUGAUAAGCAGGAUGAGAAGUCUUUAGUUAUUUCAAGAUGGUCACAGAAGUAUAAUUAAAGUUAUGAUCGCUAUCUCAACAAAUAAAUCAGCAAACUUAUAUUUCCAGUGCUUCAGAAUACAAAAUGGACUCAACUCUGACACAUAAUUUGACAGAUAACUAGAUUUUGCUAUGAUGAAACAAUUAUAAUAUAAUUAUAGCAAGCACUGUCAAAUGUUAACUGUCUAUAAAGUCAACAAUUCAAUAACGAUGGUGGCAGCAAGAUCAGUUGUCAGAUUGUCUAAUGUUAAGCUUUCAAUAUUGAAUUAUAACUAACACAUCUUUGAGAUUUCUGUCUCUAUUGAAGUGCUCCAUUCAAUGUGUUAAGGUGAUGCCUGAAUGAUUUUCUGUUUGUCAUCAAAAGACACUAAAAGUUAUUUUCUUCA
Haliotis rubra (blacklip abalone) is the source of this 2950-nucleotide messenger RNA. RefSeq names its product developmentally-regulated GTP-binding protein 2-like. Lineage: Eukaryota; Metazoa; Mollusca; Gastropoda; Lepetellida; Haliotidae. The record is from RefSeq and is a predicted model, not a curated record. Gene Ontology annotation, cellular component: cytoplasm. Gene Ontology annotation, biological process: cytoplasmic translation. The transcript has 14 exons. Gene Ontology annotation, molecular function: GTP binding; GTPase activity. The coding region runs from base 119 to 1210 and encodes 363 amino acids.